This is a messenger RNA of Anguilla anguilla (European eel), 1377 nucleotides long. RefSeq lists its product as uncharacterized. NCBI's taxonomy places the organism in Eukaryota, Metazoa, Chordata, Actinopteri, Anguilliformes, Anguillidae. The transcript has 9 exons. Bases 65 to 1096 code for a protein of 343 amino acids. The record is from RefSeq and is a predicted model, not a curated record.
GGGAUAUCGUCGCUUCUCUGCCUUCCGUCCUGCUGUUUUUUACUCAAGCGGGGAGGGCGAGUGUAUGCGCACGUCCUGGUUCUCCAGUUUUGUGUAUCAGCGCUCGGCCCGCCGCCGCGUGCUGUGCGCUCUGCCGACCUCAACGAACCCUUGCCCCGGGGAGUCGGACGGUGCCAAAAACACAGACCCCGGGGGAGGGUCUCGCCAACCGGGUCAAGUGAAGCUCACCAACAGGAUAGUGGGAAAGAGGAAGGUGUCCUCCAGGAAGAGGAAGAAAGUGGAGUACAGACCUACAGAAGGCGACCCCCAAAACACUCAGGUCUCAUUUCGUCUUCAAGACUUCAAAAUGUGGAAAUUUAGUACGUUUUCGGAGUUUGCAUUUUAUGUACUGCUCCUACUGGAAUUGCCCCCUGCCGUGAACAGCAAUGAGACUCCAACACCAACAACACUGCACAGAUCCUCACCAACUUCUUCAACCGCUUCCCUGGGACAGUGUGCAGUUUGCUUGGAUAAGGACUGCGCAACUGGUGUGAGAAGAAUCUACCCAACAGGCCGCGACACAGCAGUUUGGGCGAGGGCAAACUCCCCAACUGGAAUCCAAAACUGCUCCAUGGAGAAUCUAAAGGCAGAUGCUCCCUGUAAGAUGGCUAAUGGUAGCCUCGUCCAACUGGCUGACAACCCCCUUCAAUUUGAAGGGAUAGACACUCGCGUAUUCAACUCUCAGAUUUUGCCCUGCGCUGAUCUGAUCAAUUCCAAGCCCUCUCCCGUGACCAAAACUCCCAUCCACAACACGCCCACUCCUGCAGCUCCAAACAUUUCAGUGGCGGACAACAAAGACAGCGGCAGUGGCAGUGGCAGCCGCAUCGGCAUCGGCGGCGGCAUCGGCAUCUUCUUCGGCAUCGUCAUCGUCAUCGUCAUCCUCAUCGGAGUUUUGAUUUGGAAGCUUUACAACUGUCCAAGAGGGCUGUACAGAGGCCGUCGUCAAGGGAACAACGGGGUGCCUCCUCAUGACACUGAGCAUCGUGAUGAGAUCACCAUCCAGAUGCAGCCUCUUAAUGCAGAAGUUGCAAACGGAAACGUUAACGGGGUCCAUUGAGAGGAUGACAGCGUUGGGACUGCAGGGUAGGUGUUAACCUGUUUAUUGACUCUGCUGUUUUACAUAAUCAUCCAGAAUAGUUGCUGUACAUACAAGGGGAGGGCAAGCGUCUUGUGCUAUUGGCUCCUCUGACUUCCUGGUUUUGAUUGAGGCAGCCCACAGCCUAUCGGAGCAGCCCCACAAGUUCCUGUGAGGGACCUGCUCACGCUGCUCAGGGCAAAGGGAAAGAGGGCCCUCUCCAGUGCUGGAGAACGUAACCCCAUGAUUUGGGGUAUAUGUCC